UUAUUUGCUCAACUGAGUGCUGCUACUGAAUUUAUUUUCCAUUGCUGUUCUGUGAUUGACAUUGUUAUAUUUAUACUUUUGUUACAUUCUUUCUUUUUGUUAUUUUGCACUAAUUACUGUUCUUCUAAAACAAACCGGUGCGACUUUGUCAACAAUGCAAACCAUUGUGAGUUAUGGUAAUUCAAAAACUGCAGAGAGAAAACUUUAACAGGUCGCUGAGAUCAACGCGGUUCUGAAGAGCUAAAAAGGAUCAGAACAAGGUGCUCAUGAAUACUCGUAAGUUCAGGUAAUUCAGACACACACGAUAUCAGCCUGUCUAUUUUGCCCUUCGUGCUGGGCUACAGACAUAAUCAGUGCGUUUACAUGCCAGCGCAGCGGUCGUGGAGCAUGUGCACACGCAUUAUCCGAGGAAAACUCCAUUCAAUGGCAUUAUCUGUGCGUCUCAAUCGGAUAAUGACAACUCCAGAGUAAUUAAUCGGAGUAACGUGUUUACAUGCACUUAAGUUCUCCUGUUAUAGUCCGAUAAAGGCAAUAAUUCGUUUUUUUUUCACGUGCAUGUAAACGCACUGACUGUCUCAACUGACGGCUUCAACAACUGUAUGUAAUAAGAGGGAGAUUAUUGUUAUUGUUGAAUUGUGUAAAUUUUGAACUGUUAAACUGUUUAAUACUGUAAUUUGUUAAGAAUAAUAAUAAUAAAAAAAAUAUGUGUCUUGUAUUUUAUCAUAAUCAACUAAUUAAAAGCAAAAUUACGAAAUUAUUCAGCGAUCAUGAAGUUUCAAGAAAGGUAUCGGAUCGAUACCAAACUUCCCAGUAUCGCCCAACCCUAUCGGUCGGACUGUGCGCUCACCCCCUCAUCUCUGCCAACACAAGAUCUAUUGAGGCUCGGUAGAACGGGCGGUGUCACCUGACUCUGUGACAUCACGCAGGUAUGAAAGACAGCAGCCCGUAGGUGGGAACGGCAGUUGAGACCGAGACGCUCGCGGGACAACGCCCGCACCGCGGACAUAUUAUCUUUUCUCAUCUUACUUUUUAACCUCGUUUUGCCAUCAUGACUCCGUCGACACGGUGGUUUCAGCUGUGUUUGAGUUUGUGCUGCGUGCUGGCGUCCCUGGCGCAGAAUGAUCCCGAUUAUAAUAGAGGCUACACCGGUGAAGAAUCCACCAAGGGAGUGUGGGUCUACCCCCCGGCCAAAGAGGUCCUGAGCAGCCGCCUCACCACCGUCUUCCUGCCCAUCGUCUAUAUCUUCGUGUUCGCGGUGGGUCUUCCCGCCAACGCUCUGGCCAUCUGGGUGUUCCUCUUCAGAUCCAAGAAAAGGCACCCGUCCUCCAUCUACAUGGCCAACCUGGCCAUGGCCGACCUGCUGUUUGUCAUCUGGGUGCCCCUGAAGAUAGCGUACCACUUCAACGGCAACAACUGGAUCUACGGAGACGCACUGUGCAAAGUCCUCGUGGCCUUCUUCUACGCCAACAUGUACUGCUCCGCGGCGUUUGUCGCGUGCAUAAGCUUCCAGCGGUACUGGGCCGUGGUGCACCCGCUGUCCCAGGCGCAGAAGGACAGCUGCGCGGCCACAUCCGUCUGCGUCGCGAUCUGGGUGCUGGUCUGGCUCCUCACCAUCCCUCUUUACCUGUACGACCAAGACGUGUACGUCUUGAACCUCGACGUCCACACCUGCCACGACGUCACCAGGACCAGCCAGAAGGGCGUAGCCGCGGGCUACUUCCUCACCAUGGGCCUGCUGGGGUUCGUCGUCCCCACCGUCGUGUGCGUCGUGUCCUACGUCCUCAUGCUGAGGACCCUCCGGAACAACAUGGGCGACACCAGCAUCGCCCAGAAGCGGCGGAAGGCCGUGGUCCUGGUCAUCACCGUCCUCGUCAUGUUCCUGCUGUGCUUCACCCCCAGCAACAUCAUGCUGCUGGUGCACUACAGCCUCCUGUUGGCCGGCGCCGAGGACAACCUGUACGGGUUCUACAUCACCACGCUGUGCUUGGCCAGCCUCAACAGCUGCAUCGACCCGUUCGUUUACUACUUCAUCUCCGAGGACUUCAGGGAGCAGGUGAAGAACACGUUCCUGUGCCGGAGCGAGAGGACGGUGGAGAGGAUGAGGGUCUCCUUCAGCGCCCUCAAGUUCUCCAAGAAGAGCAACUCGUAUAAGUCCGAGUCCGGCAACACGCAGAGCACCGAUUGUUAGCGCAUCCCCAGUUUUUAGGCUUUUUUUUCGGCAUACACUUGAAGACAUUUAGUUGUGUUUUCUGUUUUUGUAAGUACUGUACAUACACUUUGUUUUAACUCUUUAUUUAAACGUUAAGUUCUGUUUUUAUCCCCUUUUUUUUCCCCUCACGCCGUCAUUUUAGUCUGGCAGCUUUUUAAUGUGACCCACGAAUGAAGGGGGGAGAUUUUCAUAUUCAUUUGUGUUUUUUAAAAAUGCUCCUGUUUCUGAGAAAGCCUCCCUGUCACCGGCUCUAGGCAGCGUUUCCAUAGAACAAAAGUUCAGAGGAAGCUGUUCAACCAGUUUUUUUUUUUUGUUUCGUUUUAGUUUUUUCUUUUUCUUGUGAGGCUACAGUCAACAUCACAAGCCCAGAGCAAAUGCACCUCACUAUUAGUCACGGUACAGCAAGAGUUUAAGUGGGUCGGCCAUCUUAGAAAUGUAUUAUUAGAGUAACUAAAUAAGAAAUAAUAACUCGUACGUCACCUUGGUUGGUACAGAUGUGUUGUUUUUUUGUGUGUGUCUCUUUCCACAGCUGCGUUGUGCAGCUGGAAAGGUCAAGCUAAACUCUUCCUUAUUUCCACAGCAACAAGCACAUUUACUUUUUUAUCGUCUGAUCAGUGUUGUGCUGGUCUGUCCUGUGCCAACUUUGACCGACUUGAACUGACCUCAUGUCCACGUGUAAAUACUCACAUAUGUUUUUAUUAUUAAAAAUGACCUGAAAGUGA
Molecule: messenger RNA, 2931 nt
Organism: Mugil cephalus (flathead mullet)
Lineage: Eukaryota; Metazoa; Chordata; Actinopteri; Mugiliformes; Mugilidae
Product: proteinase-activated receptor 2-like
Exons: 2
Coding region: 1049-2188 (379 amino acids)
Biological process (GO): thrombin-activated receptor signaling pathway; blood coagulation; phospholipase C-activating G protein-coupled receptor signaling pathway
Cellular component (GO): membrane
Molecular function (GO): thrombin-activated receptor activity
Source: RefSeq, a predicted model, not a curated record